AUUGUCGAUUGGACGAAUUGAUAAGACUGCAGCCAAGGAAGUACCAUUUUGGAAAGAAUAUUCUUCUAAUAAGUUUCAACUCUUUCACUUUUUUUUUUUAAAAAAAAAAUCACCAUGGUUUCAAAACUUAAUCACGAUUGUUUUCGUAACAUUUUGGAAUGUCUUGAGUCUAAUCAAAGUGUAUUAUUCAAAUGUCUUCUAGUCAAUCGUUUAUGGUUUGAAAUUUCGAUACCUUAUUUAUGGGAGAAUCCAUUUUCAAUUGUUUAUCGUAAAGGGGUAGCGAACUCAAGGAGAUUACUUAAAACAAUAAUUUCAAUGUUUCCUUUUGAAAAAAGUAUGGAAGACAAGUUAAAUUCAUGUAAAACCUAUAAAGUUACUUAUCAUAAGUAUGAGCAAUCAUUCUACAAUUAUUUGAGGUUUAUAAAAAUUUUUAAAUCUAUCGAAUUUCAUGGAUUUAUUGACAAAUGUUCUCGGAAUUACACACACCAUAAGACAAAUAACGAAAAUGAAGAAGGAACGAUUUCAUCUAUUUUAUCAUAUCAUGUUUAUGAUAUUAUUUUUAAGAAUUGUAGCGGGAUUAAACAAAUUACGUUAUUAACCAUUUCUAAAAGAAUAAUGAAAAUGAAAUCUUUUGAUAAUCUUUCAAAUCUUUGCGUCUUAGAAAUUGGUGAAAUUCAAUACCUCGAAAAGAUAGCUCAUAUUUGUAAAAAAAUUAAGAAGAUCGUAAUCAAUUUACAUGGUGGAUUUAAUAAUUCUCAGUUAUUAAUUAAUUUUUUAAAAGUUCAACAUGGGUUGAAAGCUGUAUAUCUUUUAAGUCGGUUUAAAUUAUUUCAAAUCUCCAAUGAAUUAUUGAUACAAAUGCAUUCAAUUGAGGAACUAUGUAUAAAAAAUUUCAUAUUACCUAAUGGGCAAAUUAUUACUUUAUCAAAGUUAAAACGUUUAGAAAUUACUGUUAGUGAAUGGACUUCUCAAACAGUUGCGACACUUUUGACUAUAUCGUGUCCAAUCUUAGAAGUUUUAAAAUUUGAUGAUAGUCUUCCACCUUUAGAUGUUUUAGCUGAAUUUAUAAAAAAAACGGAAGGUCAUUUACAAUGUUUACAUUUGGAUCACCCUUAUGAGCAUUUAGACACACAAGUAUUAUUAAAAUCUAUUGCGAAAUCCUGUCCAAAAAUUAAAUCAUUAGCUAUAAUUAUUAAUAUAACUGAAGAUUUAAACCUCUUGGAACAUUUAUUGCUCUCAUGCAAUGAAUUAAAAAGUCUUACUCUCAUGAGCUUUGAUUAUAUAAGGUUAACAUUAUUACAAGAAGUUCUGAGAACGAUAGAUGAAAACUGGAAGGUUAGUAGCGAAUUUAGUGAAUAUGGUAGGCGAAUAGAAUUUAAUAAAUUUCAUAAUUGAAUAAUAAUUACCGUAAAUAUUUUAAGCGUUAUUCAUAUUGUUUUUUUUUCGGAGAAAGGUUGCAUGAUUAUAUUUUUUGUUUAGUCGAUUUAUCGUGUAUAAAUGAAAAAUAAAGCUAUAGCGAGAACAAAACUGUUAAUGGAUCGAUAAUAACUUUAUUAAAUUACAGUACUGUUUUAAAAUUGUGAAUUUAUAAAUUAUUAUAAUAUAUGUUAAUAUAUGUUAAUUUACAAAAUAAAUUGACAUUA
This is a messenger RNA of Rhizophagus irregularis DAOM 181602=DAOM 197198, 1643 nucleotides long. RefSeq lists its product as uncharacterized. The record is from RefSeq and is a predicted model, not a curated record. NCBI's taxonomy places the organism in Eukaryota, Fungi, Glomeromycota, Glomeromycetes, Glomerales, Glomeraceae.